Molecule: messenger RNA, 1038 nt
Organism: Penicillium paradoxum
Lineage: Eukaryota; Fungi; Ascomycota; Eurotiomycetes; Eurotiales; Aspergillaceae
Exons: 2
Coding region: 1-1038 (345 amino acids)
Source: RefSeq, a predicted model, not a curated record
AUGUCCUCAAACUCAAGUCGCGGAUCGUCGUAUGGAGGUGUCCUCCACGAAUAUGCUCCCAAACUUGUAGCGUUUGAGUUCACCCCACCAACACAGGGUAUCAACAAGAUAAACACCCUCAUCUUCGUGGGUGGGCUCACAGAUGGAUUCUGCACUGUUCCCUAUGUGGCCAAGUUGGCCGAAGCUGUAGAAAAAACCGAAUGGUCGGUCUUUUCUGUUUUGCUCUCCUCAUCCUACGGCGGAUGGGGAGUCGGAAGCCUCGAUCGCGAUGUCGAAGAACUCGGGCAAUGUGUGCGCUUCAUUCGCGAUCUCAAGGCAUCACGUCAGCCUGGUGCACCCACGAGUUCUGGAAAGAUCGCGAUCAUGGGUCACUCGACCGGAAGCCAGGAUGUGCUCCACUACCUUUACUCGCCCAACCCUGUGCCGCACAAGGAGUUCGGAGGAGGCCUUCAAUACAUAGUUCGCCCUGAGCUUGAUGGUGCCAUUCUACAAGCACCUGCCUCAGAUAGAGAGGGAUUGCAGGCGAUUAUCGAUUCCUCUUCGGAGCCCGAUGAGCUGAAGAAGGUGUACGAUCAGCUCGUACGCUUUGCGAAGGAGCAACCAUACACAGAAGAUAAGAAUGACUCGAUCCUUCCCAUGAACUUGACUGCAAAGCUUUCUUAUCCGCCCGAUACGCCUCUCAGUGCCCGGAGGUUCCUAAGCUUGGUCAGCCCAGAGAGCCCUGAGAACCCAUCUGAUGAUGAUCUGUUUAGCUCCGACUUGAGUGAGAAACGAUUGAAAGAGACAUUCGGAAUGGUGGGCACUCAGGGCAUGAUCAAAUCCAAGCUACUAAUCUUGUACUCUGGUGAAGAUGAGUAUUGUCCGCAUUGGGUGGACAAAGAAAAACUGUUGCAGAGGUGGCAGCAGGCUACUGAGGCCGGAGGUGCCAAGUGGGAUGCGGAAAAUAGCGGCGUCAUCCCUGGAGCCAGUCACAACGUCCAUGAUGCAGGUCAAAAAGACCUUAUUGAUCGAGUUCUACGGUAUCUCCAAACGCUCUAA